This is a messenger RNA of Mesorhabditis belari, 1347 nucleotides long. The record is from the annotation of a GenBank genome assembly. NCBI's taxonomy places the organism in Eukaryota, Metazoa, Nematoda, Chromadorea, Rhabditida, Rhabditidae.
AUGAGAACGGAGGGGUAUCACGGUGGCACUUCUCGGAAGGUUUCCGAUCAAAAGUUCGAGCAAAGAGGCAAGAAAGAAUUACGACCUCAACGUCCACCGCCAUCUGAUUCGCCUCAACUUCCACAAAACAGCCACGCUUGGAGCUUGUACGGGAGUACGACAAAUCCUUCGAAUGGCAAGCCAAGCUCUUCGACAAAUCCGCCAGUUUUGCCGGACUUACCCACUUCUCAUCAAUCAAAGAAAUUCGGCUCAACGACGAAAAAUGACAUUCAAUUCGAUACAAGGGAAAUAAAAACGUUUGGUGAUAGCUGGAAACAUUCGUCGAUCGAAGUGCAGAGAUUGUUGGAUCACGCUGCACGAGCUCGCCCGCACAACACCUCGGACACGCUGUCAAUCAAUGAGACCCGGACUUGGAUCUAUCAGUUAAUCGAUCCAAUUCUCAAAGCCUGUACAAUGAUCCAGAGAAACUUGCAGCAACUGGAUUGGCAGAAGGAAGAGCUGAUGCAAGCUGAGAACAAUGUUGAAGAAUUGCGGAGAUUGGCGACGAUUCGAGUGACUUCAAUAGAAAUCUUAGCGCUAUCGAUUCCCGAAACCGUUUGUCGGAGUCAAAAAUGUGCAAAGUAUGAAAGGAUUGGUGGAAAAGAAACGUUGAUCUACAGGGUUUGCCACAAAGAUUGCAAACCAGGCGAUAAUGGAAAGCUAGACGGAUGUGCAGUAUUUCGUGGUGGCUUCUGCAUUAAAUGCUCCUGUCACCUAGAUGAUCACGAGCGAAUCUCGUACGAACAACGCAUCACCACAAAAUCUCUGGAAAACCCACAAAAACUCGCCUCAGAAGCGAAUGCAGCCAAGAUGAAGAAAAAUUCGAUUCGAAAAUUUGAGCGACUCAUCAAUGGAUAUCAAAAAGAAUCCAAUUACAUUUUAUUCGCAAUGGCAACUUUUUCUGCUUUCAUUGCUGAGAAUGGGAUCACUCAGAAAACGAAUCUCUUUGAACAACACUUACAGAAGCUGAUUGUUGCCGAAGAAAAGAAAAUGAAAAGCGUAGCUGGGGUGGAGGCGGAUGAAUUCCAUCGACUGCGCGAUCUCAAGGUGACUUAUGGAGAUAUUUGCAAACAAUUUUUUCCUCAACGAGACUCGGCAAAGAUCUCACUUGAUGAGCUGCAAGAAAUUCGACAAAAGUUGUUCUCUUUGCCGCUGAAUGGCGCAAUUAUUGCAGAGAUUUUCGAUAUUCAUGUGAAAACCGAUCAUCAGGAUUAUGAGGCAACUGUGACACGCUGCGAGAAAUCGAUGUUUCAAAAAAUCUGCGGUGAUGUGAAGAAAGUGUUCUCGUUUUUUGGUGGCUCCACGAAA